This is a messenger RNA of Dipodomys spectabilis (banner-tailed kangaroo rat), 2810 nucleotides long. It is a transcript of the gene Gdpd4, whose product is annotated as glycerophosphodiester phosphodiesterase domain containing 4. Gene Ontology annotation, cellular component: membrane. The record is from RefSeq and is a predicted model, not a curated record. The transcript is spliced from 16 exons. Gene Ontology annotation, biological process: lipid metabolic process. Gene Ontology annotation, molecular function: glycerophosphodiester phosphodiesterase activity. NCBI's taxonomy places the organism in Eukaryota, Metazoa, Chordata, Mammalia, Rodentia, Heteromyidae. Bases 24 to 1964 code for a protein of 646 amino acids.
CCAAGAGUGAGUCAGGAAGACCCAUGACCAAUGAUCCCAACGAAACAUGGAUUACACGCAUCUUCAAUUACAGAUGCUACAUCACCUUCCUUACUGGCUUCUACAGUUGUGACUGGGCAUACGAAGAGUGGGAUAAAACGGAACUUGGAUCCUGUUGCUGCUCUCGGAUAGAGCAGGUGUUCUUUGUGUGCCUGGUAAUUUCAUUUUGCGUCUCCGUCACUUUGCUGUUCUUGUGGAUAGAAACCUCCAAUGAAUACUUUGACUUUGACUGGGUUGUUCAUCUAGGAACGGGACGUUGGUUCUACUGGUCCAUUUUAAUGCUGAGUUUAACUGGAAUCAUGACUGCCUAUACUUCAUUGUUGUUGGUACUUGGAUUUUUGUUGCUCUGGGAAAGGAUGGAACUGUUCCUGCAUGCCUGUCAUAAAGUCCUGAUUUGGCUAGUGAUUAUACUGUGUGUCUUUCUUAUGGCUAUUAUAUGCAAAUUCUGGCGUGACAAGUGGCUGAUAGCUGGGCUGUCAUUGAAGAUCUUCGCUCCCUAUGUGCACCUGUGCGGCAUAGCUGUGAUGUCCAUCAUCUCCUGGCCUCUAUCAUUCUAUGUGUCCCGUUUGGAAGCAGAAAUUAGACUAAGAAGAUUCAAGAUGACAUGUUUCGAGGUGCAAAAUGAAGAGGAAACUGAUAUAUUCAGAAGGUUAAGAGCUCUACAAGUGGCUGUUGCAUUUCCCUUUUUACUUCUUCUCAUAUGUCUGUAUUUGUUGCCACUUGGGAUUUAUUCUCCUUGCAUUCAGAAGACGGAGGAUUUGGGGCCUAGGCCUGUCUUUAUUGCACACAGAGGUGCACCAAUGGUAGCACCAGAAAAUACCAUGAUGUCCUUUGAGAAGGCCGUUGAAUUUGGUGCCUAUGCUCUGGAGACUGACGUAUACUUAAGUUAUGAUCAUGUGCCUUUCCUCAUGCAUGACCAUGACCUGAGUAGAACAACCAAUAUCAAGGAAGUCAUGCCAAAUGCCACCUAUAACCACUCUGCCUUCUUCAGUUGGCCUUUGCUGAGAACUCUGAAUGCUGGCAAAUGGUUUGUAGAGAAUCUGCCCUAUUACAAUAUGAAACCUCUGUCUGAGGAAGACAAAAGGAGAGCAAGAAAUGAGACAAUUCCAAAACUAGUUGAUUUAUUGGAACUUGCGAAGAAGGAAAGGAAGUUUUUGAUAUUUGAUCUUUUUGGCCCUCCACCAACACAUCCUCUCAGAAACGGAUAUAUCCGCCAUGUAGUAGAUCUGAUCCUCAAGUCUAAGAUUGAGCAGCAUCUGAUACUUUGGCUGCCAGUUUAUGAUAGAGAAUAUGUAAAACAGGUGGCUCCUGGUUUUCAGCAAGUGGGCCGUUUUCUGUCCGUUGAAAAACUUGCAGAAGAAAAUAUCAAGAUGAUUAAUGUUGACUACAAGAAGUUAUUCUACAAUGGGUUGAGAGAAUAUAAAGCAGCUAAUAUUAACAUCAACUUAUACAUCAUCAAUGAGCCAUGGCUUUUCUCACUGGCAUGGUGCUCCAAGAUCAACUCAGUGACCACAGACAACAUUCCACUCCUGAGUCAGAUGAGUUACCCCUACUUCUUCAUGACACCAGGAUACUACAUGGGCAUAUGGCUUCUCGUGGAUUUUACUUCUGCAGUUAUCAUUACCGCCAUAUUUUGUUUCCACUGGUGGAGAGAAGCUGAAAAGGAAAAAAUGCGGGAAGUCUGCGAAGCCUCAGAGACCGCCAGCCUGCAGGAGAAACCCACACAGCCUCCUGAUCGAAUUGGGGAAAGUCCUUGGAUUAUAAACCCCCCAAACAAGGGCUCAAAGAAACCACCAUCUGUGAAGGACAAUGUUAAAACAGAUGCCGCAAAUGCUCCAAAGCCUCCCGUGACAGAGUCCUCCAAAGAUACCAAUACGUACUAUUCCACCUUCUCCGAGACCUCUCAAGAGCCACGUACAAAGUAGUAGCAGCCAUACCUUGCCACCCUUCUUUCUUUCCAAGCCUAAGGGUAUUAGGGUAAGAAGUAGUCAAGAAGGCAAAAUGGAAGAGCCUUGGGGAGAAUCAUUCUGGUCCAGCCACUCUAUAAAGAAUUCAUCUCAGUAGGAUGGGGAAACAGUGAUGUGUGAUCUUGGAGUAUUAAGGGGUUGUCUCAUCUUAAUACCUCUGUUGUAGUUCCUGCUAAGUGACUGUGGUGGGCAUCUAAUCCUAACUACUCAGGAGGCUAAGAGCUCUCUGGGUGACCUUCACCCAUGGACAAUCCCUCUCUGGGCUUUGGCCUUUCUCCUUGGUAUGACGGCAUAAGGCAGACUACCCACAGCACCUUCCUCCUGGUCCAGAUUUAUCCACACUGUGGACUCGCAGGCAUGUUUCCUCAGAGAGCCACAUCAUCAUUCCAGAAAGCAAAGCUGCUACUCACACACACCAGGAGGUCAGGGAAGAGCACUCCCUUUGUAGGAGCGGGGGUCUGCUCAGGUGCACAGAGGUGGAUGGCCCUCCUGAAGUAUCAAGGAAAUCUCGAGAGUGGCUGGUAAACACUCACACCCCUCUAUGCUAGACACAUAAGGAUUUAACCUAACUGGUGCUAAGAUUCUUGGACAUGUACCGUCUUAUAAGCCAAGAAGUUUCUAACAAGGUACAAGGGCCAUCUGGCUCUGCUGGCCCUAGUUACAGGAGCCAGAAGCUGAUUCCAGCCCAUGCCCACUCAAACUGAUCUCCCACACCGAUCAUCUGGCCCCUUGAGAUACUUGCAAAGCAUAUCCAGGGCUCAAACACUCCUAACCACAAACCUAGAUCAGGCAGGCUCAGACACA